CUGGCUGUUCUAUGACAACAAUUCAAAAUCAAAGUAUACCAAUAACGCCAAUGCGACCACGAUCACUUUACACAGCACUCAGUUAUCACGCGCAAACCGAGGACACUAACUUUCAACGAUACAACGAAUUGUCCAAGUAUUUUGAAACACCACCACCACCAGCCGAACAAUGGAACGGUAUUACAACGAGUGCAACUAAUUAUUCGAGUUCAGGUGCUAUUUGGAGAAAAUCAAGAACACCUAAAACUAUUCCAGCACAAUUUUAUCCGACCGACGAGUCAUGCGUUUACCCGGACAAUUGGAGAGAACAACAUGAAACUGAUGUGGGUGGUACUGCAAGAGGUGCACUUACCACACCACACGGUACAAUAUCUUUGAGACUUAGAAAUAGAAUUCGAGUCGAUAUGACUGUCGAUCGUGCUGUUAGAGUGAUCAACUUUAAGAAUAAUAUCGUGCUUUCGUUAAGCUCUUCUGGAUCAGCCUCUGCUUUAUUGCAUCCGAAUGGAAGAAUAUAUCAAUAUGGGUCGCGUGUUGAAAUCCUAGCUCACGAUACUAACGGGAAUAAUAAAUACGCGAAGAUGUGGUACAAGGGUGUCAGUUUUACGUGCGAACAAUGUGCUCUUGUAUAUUUAGUGGAUACUGCUGGAACCAGAACUACCACAGAUUCGUUUUUGGAUAUGAGUCAAGAUUUUUCUCUAAGUGUUUUUUAUUCUGGCUCGCGACAUGGUUCAACGUGUUUGCAAGAAGCUGCUACGAUUCUUGGAGCUUCUCAAUAUUGGAUUACCGAUGAAGGUAUUGAAAAUUGGAUCAUCAAUAAUGUUAGGAUUUCUCAGACUCCUGAUGGACUUGUCAGAAUUGGACGAAAUAGCAACAAGUAUCAGUUGAGAACGUCACCCAGCAAUGGUACUGCAUCCCUGACAACUCCGUUUUUACAUUGCACAGCGUCAUUGGGUCAAACAUCUCAUUUAUUCGUACGCCGAGGAGAACGGCGCAUGCAUUACGAUGGAACUAGUUUUAUUGUACGCAAUGCAGGACACAGUGCUGGAUUUGACGAUAACGAUCAAUUAAAAGUCUAUUGAAAUAUUUCCAAAUAUUUCUAAGGUAUUGUCAUCUAUAUAAUAUUAUAUUUAUUAAUGAA
This is a messenger RNA of Polistes canadensis, 1138 nucleotides long. RefSeq lists its product as uncharacterized. The transcript has 6 exons. The record is from RefSeq and is a predicted model, not a curated record. Lineage: Eukaryota; Metazoa; Arthropoda; Insecta; Hymenoptera; Vespidae. Bases 12 to 1079 code for a protein of 355 amino acids.